AUGCAGCCCCAGCGACGCCGGCGUGAGUCCCUCACGCCGCAGCAGCUGCGUGAGUGGUACGCUGGUUGGGGCUGUAGGGGUGGCGACGCUACUCCUACUACCACUCCUGCUGCUUCUACUCGUGGUGGCGGCCAGAUGCAGCUCCCGCGACCCUCUCGCGUGUCUCUCACGCCUCGCCAGCUUCGUGAGUGGUACGCUCAGAGUGGAGGGUCUCUUAGUGCUGUUCGCUGCUCUUAUGUGAUUCGCACUGGUACUCGGACUGGUCAGCCUUGUGGGACACGUAGUCAUACACCGUCCCGCUGCUUCGCCCGUCUGAGCGACGCCUGGCGUACCGUGUUUGGCGACGAGGCUGAGCUUCCCGACUGGGUGGAGUUGCUUAGGCAGAGGGUAGAUAUAUAUGCUCUUGACUAUGAUGCUAUUCUCACUGCCAUGUAUGCAUUGCCUACUAGUGCUGACCGUGCAGGUCACCUGUGCGUCCCGCCUGACCCAGGUAUAGGACCCGCUGCUCUAGCUACUAGUGAGGCUGCUGCUCUGGGUGCUAGUGAGUCUCCUGCUCCAGGUACAGGUGCGGCUGCUGCUCUAGGUGCUAGUGAGUCUGCUUCCUCAGGUGCGGGUGAGGCUGCGCUCUCAGGUACUGCGUUGGCUUUGGCCUCCCUCACCUUUACACUUGACUCUGGGGCUUCUCGCUCCUUCUUUCGGGACCGCACCACACUCACGCCGCUUGGUCGGCCGGUUGCAGUCUCCCUGGCUGACCCCUCUGGGGGUCCUGUCCUCGCUCACUUCUCCACUGUCCUCCCGUGUCCGGCUGCCCCCUCGGGCACCCUGUCUGGCCUGUACCUCCCCUCGUUCUCGACGAACUUGGUGAGUGGUGCAGACCUACAGGAUGCGGGGGUUCACCAGUUCACUCCUGCGAGUCAGCGGGUGACCCACUGCACGGACGCACGCACAGGCCGGCACCUGGCCACGUUCUCGCGUCGGCCGGGGUCGAGCCUCUACACCCUGACCACUGAGUCUCCUCCUGUCCCCGCGUCCGGUCAGGUAGCAGCGUCGGGUCAGGUGUUUGCUGCUGCGUCCAGGUCUGGUCCUGAGUCUGCCCCCUGUACUUGUCGCCUCCUGUCUCACGAGACUCUCCUGUGGCACCACCGUCUUGGCCACCCCUCCUUGCCCCGUCUUCGGAGCAUGGCUUCCCGUGUCCUUGUCUCUGGUCUUCCCCAGUCUCUCCCUCCUCUCCCCUCCGGGCCAGGACCUUCCUGUGUCCCCUGUGUCGAGGGUCGCCUCCGGGCUACUCCUCACUCCUCCCACUUCCCCCCGACAGAGGCUCCCCUGCAGACGCUUCACAUGGAUGUGUGGGGCCCAGCCCCCGUCCGUGGGCAGGAUUACGAGCGCUACUUCCUGUUGGUGGUUGACGACUACUCGCGUUACACCACAGUCCUCCCCUUGCGCAGCAAGGGUGAGGUCACUGAGGUGCUGAUCGACUGGAUCCGCGAGGCUCGUCUCCGGCUCAGGAAGAGCUUCGGCUCGGACUUUCCUGUUCUGCGUCUGCACUCGGACAGAGGCGGAGAGUUCUCCUCUGGCCUUCUGCGUGCCUACUGUCGUGCGCGAGGCAUCCGCCAGUCCUUCACGCUUCCGGACUCACCACAGCAAAAUGGGAUUGCUGAGCGCCGCAUUGGCAUGGUCAUGGAUGUCGCUCGUACGUCCAUGAUGCAUGCGGCUGCCCCCCAUUUUCUGUGGCCGUUUGCGGUGAGGUACGCGGCGCAUCAGCUCAACCUUCACCCCCGGGUCUCUCGGCCUGCGAUGUCCCCAGCCUUGCUGUGGACAGGGAAGGUUGGCGAUGCGUCUGUGUUCCGUGUCUGGGGAUCUCGGGCGUUUGUCCGCGACUUGUCUGCGGACAAGCUGUCCCCUCGUGCUGCUCCCUGUGUCUUCCUUGGCUUCCCCACUGACGCCCCAGGGUGGCAGUUUUACCACCCCUCCUCUCGUCGGGUUCUGUCCUCCCAGGACGUCACGUUCGACGAGUUCCUGCCCCCUCAGGUGUGUCCCAGGUAG
Messenger RNA from Closterium sp. NIES-65, 2043 nucleotides. The record is from the annotation of a GenBank genome assembly. Lineage: Eukaryota; Viridiplantae; Streptophyta; Zygnematophyceae; Desmidiales; Closteriaceae.